AUGGAGGUGUGGCAAGACAUAGAGAACGUGAUCAUGGGGAGUGACAGUGGUGGUGGUGGUGAGGAGGUGGACCCUGAGUCAGAGGUGGUACAGAUGCAACAUUGUGAGACCUCCAGCAACGGCUACGACGCGGACCCGUGGCCUCCGACCUCCUAUGCGGAUCUGAACCGACCGUUCGUCACCCCCAUGUUCUAUCCCAAGGAGGACGGGGACAGGAUAAAAGUCGAGGACCAAUGUCCGACAGAAACCACUUACUCUAGACAACCCAUGGUCGGCAGUUACCUUCCCUUGCCCUCAGGGUCGCAUGUGUUCCCUACGCCUACUCAUCAUCCUCACUACCCGUAUAAUCAAGCGCCCUUCGUAUCUCCGGGUCCUAGAUGUGUAGUUCCUCUGAGUCAGAUCUCUCCGCCCGAUACUCCGGAGACGUUUCGUACCCACACUGUCCAUCAGUACGGCCACGGACUAGGAGCGGAGGACCAUCCCUCACACCACUUUAUGCUCAUCACACCGCCGUCGUCUCCACACGUGUCGACACUCCACGGACCCCCGGACCUACGACACAGGCACCCCGGACACACGUUCCACCCCGGACCUCACACUCUGCCCGUGCUGCCCGCGCCGGCCGCCGUCAAGUCUCUCGUCAACAAGACUCGUCGUCGUCAGAACUGGACCAGGAGGAAGGUGAUCGUCCACACGUGCUCUCACUCCGGCUGCGGCAAGACCUAUACCAAAUCCUCCCACUUGAAGGCUCAUCUCCGCACCCACACGGGCGAGAAGCCGUACCAAUGUCAGUGGAAGGGCUGCGGCUGGAAGUUCGCGCGGUCCGACGAGCUCACUCGACAUUACAGGAAACACACGGGAGAUCGUCCUUUCCAGUGCAGACUCUGCGAUAGAGCGUUUUCGCGCUCCGACCAUCUCUCGCUGCACAUGAAGCGGCAUAUCAAUAUUUAGGGGUAAUUGUUAAUGUUGGUAUGUAGAGAAAAACUAAAUAUCGUUGAAAUUUCCAUAUUUAGUGAUCCAAUGUUACAAUUGUUGUAAUUGAAACGUACGUUAAUCAAACAAUCUCACAUUACGACAUACAAUAAGAUAAACAAUCUAGACCGUUAAGACAUAUUGUUCCUACAUUAUUUGUAAACUAUUUGUUAUUGUUUGCUGCUGCUCAAGUAGCUUUCGGUCUCAGU
Molecule: messenger RNA, 1181 nt
Organism: Macrosteles quadrilineatus (aster leafhopper)
Lineage: Eukaryota; Metazoa; Arthropoda; Insecta; Hemiptera; Cicadellidae
Product: Krueppel-like factor 4
Exons: 2
Coding region: 1-951 (316 amino acids)
Biological process (GO): regulation of transcription by RNA polymerase II
Molecular function (GO): RNA polymerase II cis-regulatory region sequence-specific DNA binding; DNA-binding transcription factor activity, RNA polymerase II-specific
Source: RefSeq, a predicted model, not a curated record